Angiostrongylus costaricensis is the source of this 978-nucleotide messenger RNA. The record is from the annotation of a GenBank genome assembly. Lineage: Eukaryota; Metazoa; Nematoda; Chromadorea; Rhabditida; Metastrongylidae.
AUGCUUAAUACUGUAGGUAUUGGUGAGCGCCGAGGGCUUCAUUCUUUAUCGUUUCAUCACAAGAGUGAUUGGACAAGCAUGCACAUCGUCGUAAAUAUGUUGAGGUUUGUUAAGGUGAGUGGCUACAGAGACUUUGAAUUCGUCGGUAACAUCACGAUGGGUACACCCAAGCAGCAGUUUUCUGUACUUCUUGACACUGGAUCGUCAGAUUUUUGGGUUCCGGGAAAUCAUGCGCUAAAAAAGCGAAAGUUCAAGCCAAAAUCCUCGAGCACCUUUGUGGAGGGCAACAAGACAUGGGCAAUCAAAUACGAAGAGGGGGAAGCGAACGGUGUUCUAGGAACGGAUGUUAUGCAGCGGUUCCGAACACCACUUUUGGAUCCUGCAGACGGAAUCCUCGGUCUUGCUUUCACUGCUCUGUCCGUUUGCAAUGUUGUGCCGCCACUCAUGAAUGCCAUUAAUCAAAAUUUGUUGGAUAAGCCACUCUUCACUGUUUGGAUGCAACCUCGAAGAGCAAACGCAACAACACUGAGAGGCUUAUUAACUUACGGUGCGAUCGAUACAGAGAAUUGUGGGCCAAUAAUGGCCUACGAGCUAUUUUCAUCUGAAACCAAAUAUCAGUUCAAGGAUAGAAAUUUUACGCAUGCGCAGGUUUAUGAAGCUGCAUCCGACACGGGUACGUCGCUCAUCGGUGGGCCAAAAGCUGUUAUUGACCGAAUUGCUAAAGUAGGAAUAUACUUGGUGGAAUGUAGCAUGACACCACCCAGUCUCGACAUUACAAUCGGAAAGCACAAGUAUCCCAUCUAUCCUGACAACUACGUUGUUAAGGCAAGAAUGAACACAUGCUAUUUCGCAAUCUUUUAUUUCGAGUCUGGUGGCUUCGGACCGGAUUGGAUUCUCGGCACUCCAUUUGUCCGUCAAUACUGCAACAUCUUCGACAUCGGCCAAAGUCGUCUCGGAUUUGCACUGUUUCAUAAAUAG